AAGGAGGAGUCAAUAUAAGGUUUCAGACAGAGAUUCAGAAGGCAGACAUGCUUGCGAAGACAGCGAUGAUGGGACCGUACCUUUUGCUGGCACUGCUCGUCCUUCGGGGAACUACGGGACGUCCACAUUUCCCUGAAGAUAAUACCUUUGAGAGACACCAUGCAUACACAGCAAAUAACAGAAUGAAUUUCCACCAUCAAGAGCAUACAGCCUUUAUGCCCGAAGAAUUCCUUCUUCCACCAAAAGAAUACUAUUAUCCAAGCACAGACAUGGCAGGAGAACCACGUGUUUCGCUUCAUUCCCCACAACACUAUGAGUAUCCCAUGUUUGAUAAGCAUCACCACAACACAUAUGAAGAAUAUGGCUAUUCUUCGUUUGUACAUCCACCGCAGAAUUAUCGGCCUGAUCAUUAUCAUGAAAGACACAGGGCAUACGUUGACGCAACACCUGCAGAAAACAUGCAAAUGUCACCACCGUACUUUUAUAGUCAGUCCGGAGAAAAACAGCAUAAAUAUCAAUCAUAUGGUGAUGAUCAUUAUCAUCAUCAUCAUCAUUUUGAAAAUCACGCUGUUCCAAUGUCCGUACAAAACGAACAAAUGUCACCACUGGAUUACCACAACAAUCACGCAAUGAAACCCUAUGAGUAUAACAAAGUAUAUAUAGAAUACAAUAGAUCAGAUUUUCCGAUGGCCAUGUAUGGCUUCUCUCCAAAAGAAAUGUAUGGUCCCCCUGAGUUAUAUUCGGACGGUGAUAAACAUGAUAAAUACUUUUUUCACGCAAUGAAACAACUUGUAAAGAAUCGUCCCCAAGGUACAUCAUCGUAUCAUACUCCAAUGGUGGUGAAGGAUCAUGUUGAACCUCAUGACUCCUCCAUGUUGGAAUAUAUGGAGACCUCACCUAUGGGAAAUGUUGCAGCUAUGUAUGUUCCAUUUCAUAUGACAGACAUUAGCAGCAGCUCUCCAGAAACGGCAUCUUCGCAAGCUCAGUAUGACAGUGUUACUUCAAACUCGCCUGUCGAUGCAAUGGGAGAUAAAAACCCUCUUGCUUCUGCGCCUAAAAUUAAUCUCGACCCAAAACGUUACUUCAAAUGAAGGCAAUUAAAUAUAAUACUGAGAAAUGAUUAAAACGUUUUAAGCAAUAAAGGGUGCGACUUUUGACAUAAACUGACGAACAUAACGUCAUAUAAAAUAAAAUUUAUUACAUAAAAUAUAUCUAAAAUUGAAGUAUACAUUUGUAAAAUAGUUAAAUGAUUACAAACACUGUACUGGUGAGACCUAUGUCACUAAUUAAUAAAAGCGACAUCAAAUGAAGGGGAAAAUGACGAUGCAUUAGAUAGAACUCCAUCUGAAACAACGCUCUGUUUGUGUCAUUUGUAACAAACUCUGUGUUGACAAACUACAUCAGUUUUAAUAUAUGAAAUAUACUUUCCUGAGCAUGAA
Molecule: messenger RNA, 1439 nt
Organism: Cryptotermes secundus
Lineage: Eukaryota; Metazoa; Arthropoda; Insecta; Blattodea; Kalotermitidae
Exons: 3
Coding region: 48-1091 (347 amino acids)
Source: RefSeq, a predicted model, not a curated record